Messenger RNA from Trichoderma reesei QM6a, 3329 nucleotides. RefSeq names its product 2-oxoglutarate dehydrogenase-like protein. The record is from RefSeq and is a predicted model, not a curated record. Gene Ontology annotation, cellular component: mitochondrion; oxoglutarate dehydrogenase complex. NCBI's taxonomy places the organism in Eukaryota, Fungi, Ascomycota, Sordariomycetes, Hypocreales, Hypocreaceae. Gene Ontology annotation, molecular function: thiamine pyrophosphate binding; oxoglutarate dehydrogenase (succinyl-transferring) activity. The coding region runs from base 56 to 3166 and encodes 1036 amino acids. Gene Ontology annotation, biological process: tricarboxylic acid cycle. The transcript has 2 exons.
CAAUAGACCUCUCUUCUGCUCUUGCUUGGACUCCGACAUCUCAUAGCUGUUCGCCAUGUGGAGGAACUCUCUGCUGAGGGGCGUCCAGGCCGCCCGCCUCGCCACGAGGCCGACGAGGCUUGCCGCCCUCCCCAGGCCCUUGACCCUGACCACGAGGCGCCUCUACGCCGCCACGACGACGACGUCCAAUGCUACGGCCUCGGCCCCCGACCCCAGUGACAACUUCCUGUCCGGAAGCACUGCCAACUACAUCGAUGAGAUGUACAUGCAGUGGAAGCAGGAUCCCAAGAGCGUCCACGUAUCAUGGCAGGUCUACUUCAAGAACAUCGAGAGCGGCGACAUGCCCAUCUCCCAGGCCUUCCAGCCGCCCCCGAACCUGGUCCCCGGCAUGACAGGGGGCGUCCCUCGUCUCGCCGGCGGCCUGACCCUUGACGACGGCUCCGACGUCACCAACCACCUCAAGGUCCAGCUGCUGGUGCGCGCAUAUCAAGCCCGUGGACAUCACAAGGCUGACAUCGACCCUCUCGGCAUCCGCAACACCUCUGCCGGCUUUGGUAACAUCAAGCCCAAGGAGCUGUCUCUCGAGCACUAUGGCUUCACCGAAAAGGACCUCGACACCCAGUACACCCUUGGACCCGGCAUCCUGCCCAGGUUCAAGCGGGAGGGCCGUGACAAGAUGACCCUGCGAGAGAUCAUUGCCGCGUGCGAAAAGAUCUACUCUGGCUCAUAUGGCGUUGAGUUCAUCCACAUCCCCGACCGCGAGAAGUGCGACUGGCUGCGCGAGCGCCUCGAGGUGCCCCAGCCCUUCAAGUACUCCAUCGAUGAGAAGCGCCGCGUCCUCGACCGGUUGAUCUGGAGCUCCAGCUUCGAGUCGUUCCUCGCCACCAAGUAUCCCAACGACAAGCGAUUCGGUCUUGAGGGUUGCGAGACCCUGGUUCCCGGCAUGAAGGCUCUGAUUGACCGCAGCGUCGACUACGGUGUCAAGGACAUUGUGAUCGGCAUGCCUCACCGAGGCAGGUUGAACGUGCUGAGCAACGUCGUCCGAAAGCCAAACGAGUCCAUCUUCAGCGAGUUCGCAGGCUCCCUCAACGCUGGAGAUGAGGGCUCCGGCGACGUCAAGUACCACUUGGGCAUGAACUUCGAGCGCCCCACGCCUUCUGGCAAGCGCGUGCAGCUCUCGCUCGUCGCCAACCCCUCCCAUUUGGAAGCCGAGGACCCUGUUGUGCUUGGCAAGACCCGCGCCAUCCAGCACUACAACAACGACGAGAAGGACCACAAGACCGCCAUGAGCGUCCUGUUGCACGGAGAUGCCGCGUUCGCAGCCCAGGGCGUCGUCUACGAAUGUCUUGGAUUCCACUCCCUGCCGGCCUUUUCUACCGGCGGUACCGUCCACCUCGUCGUCAACAACCAGAUUGGUUUCACCACUGACCCUCGAUUCGCGCGAUCCACGGCCUACUGCACGGAUAUCGCCAAGGCCAUCGAUGCCCCGGUGUUCCACGUCAACGCCGACGACGUCGAGGCCGUCAACUUUGUCUGCCAAUUGGCCGCUGACUGGCGAGCCGAGUUCCAGCACGACGUUGUUAUUGACUUGAUCUGCUACCGCAAGCAUGGCCACAACGAGACUGACCAGCCCUCGUUCACCCAGCCUCUCAUGUACAAGCGCAUCCAGGAGAAGGUGCCCCAGAUUGACAUUUACGUCGACAAGUUGUUGAAGGAAGGCACUUUUACCAAGGAAGACAUUGAGGAGCACAAGCAGUGGGUAUGGGGCAUGCUUGAGGAGAGUUUCUCAAAAUCCAAGGACUACCAACCCACGUCCAAGGAGUGGACGACGUCGGCCUGGAAUGGCUUCAAGUCGCCCAAGGAGCUCGCCACCGAGGUCCUUCCCCACAACGACACCAGCGUCGACCGAGCUUCGCUGAACCACAUUGGCGAAGUCAUUGGAUCGGCCCCUGAAGGCUUCCACAUUCACCGAAACCUCAAGCGAAUCCUCAACAACCGCACGAAAUCUGUCACUGAGGGCAAGAACAUUGACUUCCCUACCGCCGAGGCCCUGGCCUUUGGCUCCCUCGCCACCGAGGGCUACCAUGUGAGAGUCUCCGGACAGGAUGUCGAGCGUGGCACCUUCUCGCAGCGCCAUGCUGUCUUCCAUGACCAGGAAACCGAGGAGACAUAUACCCCCCUGCAGCAUGUCAGCAAGGACCAAGGGAAGUUCGUCAUUUCCAACUCGUCCUUGAGCGAGUUUGGUGCCCUCGGCUUCGAGUACGGCUACUCCCUGUCGUCGCCCAAUGCGCUGGUCAUGUGGGAGGCGCAGUUUGGUGACUUCGCCAACAACGCCCAGUGCAUCAUCGACCAGUUCAUUGCCUCUGGCGAGGCCAAGUGGAUGCAGAGAACCGGUCUGGUCAUGUCCCUGCCCCACGGCUACGACGGCCAGGGUCCCGAGCACUCCUCCGGCCGCUUGGAGCGGUACUUGCAGCUUUGCAACGAGGACCCUCGCGUGUUCCCGCCCGAAGACAAGCUUCCGCGCCAGCACCAAGACUGCAACAUGCAGAUUGUUUACAUGACCACUCCCGCCAACUUGUUCCACGUCCUCCGUCGACAGAUGCACCGACAGUUCCGAAAGCCCCUUGUCAUCUUCUUCUCCAAGUCCCUGCUCCGUCACCCGUUGGCACGAUCCAACAUUGAGGAGUUCACCGGUCCCGAUGCGGGAUUCAAGUGGAUCAUCCCCGAUCCCGAGCACCAGACUGGCAACAUCAAGUCUCCUGAAGAGAUUGACCGAGUCAUCCUCUGCACUGGUCAGGUCUGGGCCAGCCUGCACAAGUACCGUGCCGACAACAAGAUCGACAAUGUGGCCUUUACCCGUAUCGAGCAGCUGAACCCCUUCCCCUGGCAGCAGCUGAAGGAGAACCUGGACAUGUACCCCAACGCGAAGACCAUCGUCUGGGCACAGGAGGAGCCCCUCAACGCGGGAGCCUGGAGCUUCACGCAGCCGCGUAUCGAGACGCUGCUCAACCAGACCCAGUACCACGAUCGCAAGCACGUCAUGUAUGCCGGUCGCAACCCCAGCGCCUCCGUGGCAACCGGCUUGAAGACUAUGCACAUGAAGGAGGAACAGGAGCUGUUGGAGAUGGCUUUUACUGUUACGCAGGACAAGCUGAAGGGCGAGUAGAUGGAUGGACGCGGCGGAGAUUGGGGAAUAGACACGGCGCCUUGACGAUGGGGUUGGUACGAUUGAUCGGUCACACUGCAUAGAUUCCGUCUUGGGAGUUCAUCAUGGGAUAGAUUGCUCCGUGUCAUACACUACAGCACGGUGCGCUCUGUUCCAGCAGUAU